UGAAAACCUGUUACCCCUAAAAACGUAAACAAACCAUAAUUUUUCAUAUUUAGAAGAUAAAAGCUGCAUAUCAUUAAAUUCAAAAGGUGAUAUUGUUGAAACAGAGGGAUGGAUCUGGUGAGUAUAGGGGACUGGCAAUCAAAUCUUAGUAUACCUGAAAGCAACAAAUACAUGCUGCAGAACAAAAUUGGCUGUGAUAUUACUUUUCUUCUGGGAAAGACUAAGGAAGAGGUUCACGCUCACAGAUACAUGCUGGCUAGUCGAAGUAGUGUGUUCUUUGCAAUGCUGUAUGGACCUUUUGAUAAAAGUGACAAAGCCAUUGAAAUUCCAGACAUUGAAAAAGACAUUUUUGAACAAAUUUUAAGGUUUAUGUACUGUGAAGAAAUUUUGAUCACAGAGGACAACGUUACACACAUUCUGUAUGCUGCUCGUAAAUAUGGAAUCUCUAAGGUGACUGUGGAGUGUCGAAAUUUUUUGGAGAAGAACAUAAGUCCAGAAAAUGUUUGUGUCAUUGCAGAAAAUGCACACAUCUUUGAUGAAGAUGAACUCUUCAAAAUGUGCCUUGACUAUAUCACAGUAAAUGCCUAUGAGAGUCUUCAAUCUGAGUCCUUUACCCAACUAUGUAGACAGUGUGUAACUAGGAUCAUUGGAAGAGAUGAUCUUCCAGUGGAUGAAGAUCACAUCUUGGAGUGCAUGUCAAACUGGGCCAAGAGGGAAUGCAGUCGCCAGGGACUAGCAGACACUGAAGAGAACCAGAGGGUUGCCCUUGGUGACCUGUUUUACUUGAUUCGGUUUCCCAUCAUGGAUCUUACAUUUUUUGCUGACAAUGUGGCCAAAACAUGCAAUCUCUUGUCUGAAAAAGAAAAAAUUGACCUGUACACAUACAUGGCAGGAAGCAAAAAAGAAUUAUCAGACACCAAAUUUGUGACGAAUCAAAGAAAACCAUUCUUCAUUACAUGCUCACGAUUAGGAGCUGUGGAGAAAGCAAACAGCGAAAACUUCAGAUGGAGAACGGGGGAAUUGGAGAAGCUAGACUUCCGUGUGUCCAAAAAGAUAGAAAUACAUGGCAUAGAAGUGUAUGGUGGGAGACUAGAAAAGUCUAACCACAAGCUGUCUGCAUGGCUGAGGAAACAUGACACAGACGAAGUGAUUGCUGACUUUCACACAAAGUUGUCCACAACACCUGACAAGAAGACCUACAAGGUCUUCUUCAGAAAGCCUGCAACUGUUCUUGCAAAUAAGAGAUAUUGUAUCCACUUACAAAUGAAAGGGGCUAAGACCUAUUGGAGUGAGGAGGGAGUCACAAAUGUAACUUGCCAUGACAUUGUUUUCAACUUUAUUGACUCGCAGGAAAUGGGUAAUGGCACAGGAGUGAAGCGAGGUCAGAUUCCUGGCAUUAUUUUCACAAGAUACUCAACUAGUCAGGAAAGUUAAAUACCUUCUAAUCACAAAUUUCAUUGGUUUUGAAGUUGUGAUCUAAUAUUGCAGAACAACAGAAUAGCUAGGAUCAGAUUUUGAUCAGAUGUUGGAGAACUUUUUUGAAACUGUAUUAUAGCCUUUUAAUGUCAGUAUAGGUAUAUGAAUAACUUUUGAUACAUACAUUCAAUACAGAUAUUGUAUCAAAUUUUUACAUUCUUGAUGUGGUUUUCUUUUGAUGCCAUUUCAAAAUUUUUUAAAAUGAAAUUUUUAGGUGAAAUAUGAGUCUUUUCUUUUUAAUUAAAUCGUUAAAAGCUGAAUAUCCGAUGUAACAGUACUAGUCUUGUGAGAAUGCAAUAUUGAACAGGAAUGUUUACAAAGUCAUUUACUUUGAAUGCAUUGGGUUACUUUGAAUGCACUGGAUUUUGGUUAAAAAAAAUUAGUAGUAUAAUUUUUUUUAACUUUUUUGAACCCUAAGAUAAAGUUUAGUUAUACAUAUUUUAGUACAUGUAUAUAGAGCCAGUGAUUUAUUUCGUAGUUCAUUCCUUUGGAGUGCCUUAUUUAGUUACCUGUAAACACAAUAAGCAAAACUCCAGCAUAACAUUCAUGCGAGAAAGAGAUUUUACAUAUUAUGAAUAUACUAGUACGUGUAUCUACUAUCUAGAUAAUCAGUUUAUGCAAAACCAAUAGAUGAAUAUGAGUAUGAAGACAAUAUUGUUUAAAUCAUGAUUUUUUAAAUGUAUAGUCACCAAAUAAAAUGUAUAUAAAAGUAGUACUUUACAAACUUUUAAGGUUAUGGGAAUUAGUACUAGUCUAAUUUUGAAUAGAUAAAAUUUUAACUUUAACACAAAAGAUGUUGGAAUUUGUAUUUUAUCACUAGAAUUUACAAGAACAUUUUUAUUAGUACAAAAGUGACAUUAA
Saccostrea cuccullata (small rock oyster) is the source of this 2337-nucleotide messenger RNA. Its product is annotated as BTB/POZ domain-containing protein 6-like. The record is from RefSeq and is a predicted model, not a curated record. Lineage: Eukaryota; Metazoa; Mollusca; Bivalvia; Ostreida; Ostreidae. Gene Ontology annotation, cellular component: cytosol. Gene Ontology annotation, biological process: neurogenesis. The transcript has 3 exons. The coding region runs from base 109 to 1434 and encodes 441 amino acids. Gene Ontology annotation, molecular function: protein binding.